AAAUGAAGUCUCCAAGAACAACCCGAAUUGAAUCAUCCGUGCCCACGAAAGUAUGAUCUUAAACUUCAACAACAAUAUAUCAAUAAAACAGGUGGAAGUAAAUGACCAAUCUAGUGUAUGUGUGAUGCGGACGGAGCUAACAACCGGUCGGCACUUCCUUAUCGUAUCAUCGCCCUUAAAGAUUUUAUGAACAUGCCCGUUCUAGGAACACCAAAUAAUUCGGUCGCUCCAUCUGUUGAUACCGUUUAUUCACAAAUCAUUUUCGAACGCUCAUCCGGCGAACAAUACUUAGAAGGGCUAUGGCUUUUUGGUCGAGUCGUAGAUGUGCUGCGAUCUGGGCAAAAUUGGAAGCGCACAGUAGUCUUCGAGUAUGUUGAGUGUUCAAGCGUUUGUCGUGUGAUAUGUUCGAAAACAUGGCAUCAGGAGACCUCAAUCCCCGAAAAGGCACACAUCUGUGAGAUGUAGAAAUCUGUCGGAGCUUCUCGUUCAUAAUAUGAGCGUCACUUCGCCAAAAAAAAAACCUAUUCACGCACUAGAUGGGUGCCGACAUAUAUAAAGCCAUAAAGGGGAAAUUCAAACCUGAGAUCGCGUCCUAUUCCAGUGACGCUUAGUACGGGGUAAACUCAGGGACACAAGCUUCCGGUAUCAACUUACGGAGCUUUAUUAGAGGUGUUAAAACAUCUCCGGGACCCGCACCAAGGCAGACCAAGUCUAGUGCUGGAGGGGUAUGUAGUGCGUGUUGGCUUCAUUGUUGGUUGUAUCAGAACAACAAUAUGGGUCUGGCUUGUCAUCUGCUACAACAUGGAUUAGAUGUUAUGUCAUGAAAUCACUCAGCGGAUCAC
Molecule: messenger RNA, 842 nt
Organism: Sphaeroforma arctica JP610
Lineage: Eukaryota; Ichthyosporea; Ichthyophonida
Exons: 1
Coding region: 118-465 (115 amino acids)
Source: RefSeq, a predicted model, not a curated record